GCCGAGCCGUGCCGAGCCGAGCCGUGCCGUGCCGUGCCGCCGGGCAUGGCGCCGCUGGUGCUGUACCACUGGACGCAGUCCUUCUCCUCGCAGAAGGUGCGCUUGGCAAUCGCCGAAAAAGCCCUGGAGUGUGAAGAGCACGAUGUCAACCUGCCGCUGAGCGAGCACAACGAACCGUGGUUCAUGCGCCUGAAUUCCUCGGGAGAAGUACCUGUCCUGAUCCAUGGGGAAAACAUCAUUUGUGAGGCAACGCAGAUUAUCGAUUACCUUGAAGCAACGUUUGUAGAUGAGGAAGUACCAAGAUUAAUGCCAGAAGAAGGAAGCAUGUAUUACCCAAGGGUGCAACACUAUAGAGAGCUUUUAGACUCCUUGCCCAUGGAUGCCUACACACAUGGCUGCAUCCUGCACCCCGAGCUAACGGUGGACUCCAUGAUUCCAGCCUAUGCUACCAGCAGAAUUCGUAGCCAAAUAAGUAACACAGAAUCAGAGUUGAAGAAACUUGCAGAAGAGAAUCCAGACCUUCAAGAUGCCUAUAUAGCAAAACAGAAGCGCCUUAAAUCUAAACUGCUGGAUCAUGAUAAUAUAAAAUAUCUAAAGAAAAUACUGGAUGAACUGGAAAAAGUUUUGGAUCAGGUUGAGACCGAAUUGCAGCGGCGAAAUGAAGAAACACCAGAAGAUGAAAAUCAGCCUUGGCUCUGUGGGGAUUUCUUCAGUCUGGCAGAUGUAUCACUUGCUGUCACUUUACAUCGCCUGAAGUUUCUGGGAUUAGCAAGAAGAAACUGGGGAAACGGAAAGCGGCCCAACUUGGAAGCCUACUAUGAGCGUGUCCUAAAGAGGAAAGCAUUUUACAAAGUUUUAGGACAUGUCAACAAUAUAUUAAUCUCUGCUGUUCUGCCAACAGCUUUCCGUGUGGCCAAGAAAAGGGCACCCAGGGUCCUUGGCACCACCCUGGUGGUCAGCAUGCUGGCAGGAAUGGGUUAUCUUGCUUUCAUGUGUCUUCGGAAGAGGUUUGGCAACAUCAUGUUGUCAUUUAGAACCAGGCAAAAUUAUAGUUAAACCCUUCUGUCCCUGUUGGUGAUCAGAAGGCAUCUCUACCCACCAGGAGUAUGUCCCAAAUGAACUAUAAACGUAGAAGAAAGGUUAUGUUUGUAAAUUAGAACGUUGUCACACAGGAAUUGUCUCCUGCUGUUGUAUAAUUGUAUUGGCAAGGCCAAGAUAUUUGUGAAAAAUAUAUACUGGGGGGGCAACAAAGGAAAAAAGAGACUUUCUUUUCAGAUGAGGACUUAGAAGAGCUAUGACAAUGCUUUUGUGAAGUGGUUAUUGUCUCCGUUACCCAGUAGCUGAACUAAUUACAAUUCUUUUAUUUAAUAGAUACGCAACAGUGUAACAGCUUUUCACUGUGGGUGAAAUGCAUUUCUGUGCAGAAACUAACAUUGUUGAAAUAAAAAUAGCACUUACUUUAAAAGCUCGAAGUAGGAUUUAUGUGGAACGUAGGCUCUGUACCUGUCAUGUAGAAGAGUGAGUUUCUCUCUAUUGAUUAAUGUAUAUUGACUUGUAGUUGGACCUUUAGGAAUGUGUUAAAAAGUAGUUUUGUGGAGCCACUUUUGUCAUGAUGUGUUCAUGCAGUAGUACAGGAAGAGACCUGAAAUACUUAUGAACAUCUGUGAUUUGUGGGCCAUGCAAGUGAAAUCUGCAGAGGCAUCAGCGAUCAACAGAUGCUAAACUUCAGCUGAAAUACAAAUGGGAGUGAAAAACCUGACACUUGUCUUUUGCAAGCAUUUUGUGUAGCAUUUGGCCAGCCAGGUACCCAGCUCAGCUGCAAGCCCUGUCUGAGUCAAACCUACAUUAUCUUGAUGCAUAUUUCCUGGUUUUGUUGGGGUAGCUGGAUACAGUCGUUUCCACAUUAGUGUCCCAUGUACCCUUUUUUGUUUCCACUCUGAGCACUAGUAAUAUUUUUCACACUACUUGGUUAUGGUAGCAAAUGUGUGUGCUUCAAUGAAAUGUUUGCCCACAACAUGCCACAGCCAACUAGAAAACAUAUGCACAACAAUGCGUUUUGUAAAAGUUAUUUAAAAUAGUUCAUUAUUUUUCAGUCUGGUUAGGUAUCCUAGAUAGAAGGUGAAACUAAUUUAGCAAUCUGCGCACUUAUGGAGAGGUGUCAUAUUCAUGGUAAGUGAAAAAUACAGGUCAGUUUGGGGACAGAUGAUUUGUACUGCAGAUUAUGUGCACUCUUGUAUCAUGUAGGAAAGGAGUAGAAAAACACUUUGAUUACUUCUCACUACUCAGCAGAUGCUGAGAGUUUAACUAGGUUUGAACUGAGCUCCUGUUAAAAUGAGAAAUGCACAUUUACCUGAAAGCAGAUUCUGAAUGAUUUUGCAGCAAGAAAGCAGUUGGGAAGCACUGAAAAUUCUUGUGACAGUUUAAUGAGAUUUUUCUAUUCUUGAUGAAUAUCUGAGCUCCUCAGAGUUCCAUUUAGAAGCUGUAGAUAACUGCAACAAGCAAAAUGUGGCUUUAAAUGUUUGCCUAUCAACAACCAGCACUAGCAGGCCUAAGUGCAUUUUAGAUCAGUGCUGGUGGCUGUGGUCUCUCUGUGCAAUUGCUUUUGAGUGUCCAGAAGAUCUGCCCUCAAGUUUACUGGAGAGAAAUGAGGCAGUUUCUUUUUGGGUAGUCUCACCAUCUAACAGAUACUAAAAUGGAUAAAAUUGUUGAAUACUCCUGUUUAUAACUUAAACUUGUGUUAGUUGUCUAGUAAAAGAAGACCUAAUCCCAUCUAACCUAGGAAACAAUGCUUUUUAAAAGUUAUUUGUCAAAAAGACAGUUUUAUAUAAUUCUAUUUCAUGACCCAGUUGUUCUCAAGAACUUGUUGAAUUGAAUGUCCUUUUGUUUAGAAAUGCUGUAUUAUCUUUAGAGUAAGUUUAAUCCAACAAUACUAUUAAUGUGCUGUCAUCUUUAACUGAGUUUGUUGUUUAUAUAUUUCAGUUCAUCUGCAUUUGUAACCAAGAAGUUCCACUAGGUAUAUAAACACAGAGUAAGGCCUGUAACUUAAUGCUUCCCUGGCAUGUAGUUCUGUCAGGCCAUCUCUACAAUAUAAUUUGACCAAGUCAUGGUAAAAUGCAAUACAUAUGACUUAGCUUUCUUUAAAAUUAAUUUAUAUUUUACUUUUUCCUUCCUCUUUUUUUUAAUCUGUUAGUUCUAUGUAAGAGCAAUUACAUUCCCAGAGAUGUGCCAGUUUAAUUCACACUAGCAGCCCUGUGGGUAAAGGCUAAUUAUUGAUGAAGCAGUUUUACUUCCCCCAAACCUCAGUGUUCUCUGCACUUCAGCUGGCAGUCAUUGCCUGCCAGGAGCUGCAGGUAGUGUUGGGAAGGACUGACAUGACCGCCAGGUGUCAGUGGUCCUCCAGGGCUGAACUUUGGCAUGCCUGGAGGUGGGGAGGAAAACAUUAGUUUUCACUAAUAAAAUAUUAGUGAUCUCAGUAUAAGAUGGAUGUGAGCAUCCUCCUCAGACUAACAGUUUCUCAAGAGCUCUCAGAAAAACUGCUUUGGUCUACUACAGGUUGGUUCUCUGAUACCUGUCAUUUAUGCUUGUGUGUAGUUUCUACACUAGAUAAAUAUGAGGGCAAAAUUGAAAUAAUAUUUCACAUUAAAAUGACUGUCACUGAACAGCAGUUAAACUUGUCAUCUGUAGGAACGAGCACGAAUAAAACUUGUACUGUGGAAAACUUGGAUCCCUAGUUUAAUUCGUCUGUUAGUUCAACUGUUUGACAGUCUUGUUUUCAUUGCCCUGAAGUACUCUGUGCAACAUUGAUUUCUAUAUGGGUGGCAGCAAAAGGCUUAUCCAUAGUUAAAUUCCUCCAAAUAGGAUGAGAUUUCAAAGCACACGUGCUGUAUAUGGCUCUUUCCCCAGGAUAGCUUUUGUGUGGUGCUCUUAAAGUUUCUUUUCAGCCUGGCUUAUUUUUUUUGCUCUGGUACCUCUGGACACUAUUUAAAUUGGAAACACAAGCAAUUUAUUGGUUUUCAUUUACUAUUUGCUCUUUUAUCACGCAUCAGAUAUAUUUCAUAUUGUAUCUUUGUAAGUGGGACCUGCACAAUAAACUGAUUCUAAGACCA
Apus apus (common swift) is the source of this 4106-nucleotide messenger RNA. It is a transcript of the gene GDAP1, whose product is annotated as ganglioside induced differentiation associated protein 1. Gene Ontology annotation, cellular component: mitochondrial outer membrane. Bases 46 to 1056 code for a protein of 336 amino acids. NCBI's taxonomy places the organism in Eukaryota, Metazoa, Chordata, Aves, Apodiformes, Apodidae. The record is from RefSeq and is a predicted model, not a curated record. The transcript is spliced from 6 exons. Gene Ontology annotation, biological process: mitochondrial fission; mitochondrial fusion.